AUGCCUCAACUUCCGCCUCCGUCGAGCAUGCAGCCGCAUAAUGACUUUGUCAAGCUUCUCGCAGAGAAAGUUGCCGAGCUACAUGCAUCUCAGACGCCUUUUCGCAUCUACCACGGCAACACCAAUUCAACUCGUACAUCCACCAAAACCUUCCAGAACAGUCUCGAUGUCUCGAGCCUCAAUCACGUCCUCAAAGUCUAUCCGGACACCAAGAAAUGCAUAUGCGAGCCGAAUGUGCCCAUGGAAUCACUUCUCUGGAACACGAUGCGCCACAAGAUGAUGCCGCCGGUGGUGCCUGAAUUUCGAGGCAUCACCGUCGGAGGCGCAUUUGCCGGAACCGCGGGUGAGAGCUCAAGCUUCAAGCACGGCUUCUUUGAUCGUUGUGUUACUUGGUUCGAGAUGAUCCUGGCUGAUGGCACAAUUGUCACUGCCUCCCCUUCCGAGCGCCCUGACCUCUUCCAUGGCGCCGCGGGGACCUUUGGUACCCUUGGCGUGAUUACGCUUCUUGAGCUCGACCUGAUCGAGGCUGAGCGCCAUGUAGAGCUGACCUAUCAUCCCGUCACCUCAAUCUCUGAUGCUGUUUCUACCAUCUCGUCGCUCAUGGAAGCCGACAAGUCCGGGGUGUCUCCCAUUGCUUUCUUGGACGGCAUUAUGUACUCGUCAACAUCUGGCGUGGUCAUGUCAGGUACCUUUCUCUCCGAGCUGCCUUCACCGGACUCUGCCGUGACGACCUUCUACGCCGCGUCCGACCCCUGGUUCUACCUUCAUGCACAAACGCGGAUCGCCUCAUCCACCAAGACGGACAUCAUCCCGCUAAUAUCCUACGUCUUCCGCUACGACCGUGGCGCUUUCUGGACAGGCCGCCAUGCGUUCACCUACUUCAUGACACCGUUCAAUUGGGUUACACGAUACUUGCUAGACGACUUCAUGAACACGCGUAUUAUGUACCAUGCGUUACAUCGAUCUGGUCUUACCAAUCAAUUCAUCAUCCAAGACAUGGCGACACCUGCCUCGAGGAUGACGGAAUUUAGCGACUGGCUCGAUAGCCCUGCCGGAGGCUGUGGGGAGAUAUAUCCUCGGUGGCUUUGCCCCUUGAAAGCUGGUGAAACAGUCAGCAUGUCGCCACAUCUGGACAGCACGACACCCAAGCCCGCAGCACAAGGCAGGCUCGAAAAUGGUGCGGACGACUUCCUUCUCAACAUUGGCCUCUGGGGGCCUCUUCCACCCAGUGCUGCUCACAACCAGUUGGGUGUCAACCGCGCCAUCGAGAAGAAGCUGUGGGAGCUGGAGGGAAUGAAGUGGCUGUAUGCACAGACAUUUUACACCGAAGAAGAGUUCUGGCGCAUCUACGACCGAAAGUGGUACGCGAAACUGCGAACAAAGUACCAUGCCGAUGGGCUCCCAGACGUCUACCAGAAGGUCGGGCCUAGAGCGGAAGUGCUGGAGCGGUUGCAGGGUGGAGGUGCAGCGAUGGGCUGGUAUGAUUGGGUCUGGGAGACGGUGUGGCCGUUGAAGGGUGUGUACGGAGUGCUGAGUGCCCUCAAGGGUGGUGACUAUUUGAGGAAAAGUAAAUAG
Messenger RNA from Cyphellophora europaea CBS 101466, 1575 nucleotides. RefSeq lists its product as uncharacterized. Gene Ontology annotation, cellular component: membrane; cytoplasm. Gene Ontology annotation, biological process: steroid metabolic process. The record is from RefSeq and is a predicted model, not a curated record. NCBI's taxonomy places the organism in Eukaryota, Fungi, Ascomycota, Eurotiomycetes, Chaetothyriales, Cyphellophoraceae. Gene Ontology annotation, molecular function: Delta24(24-1) sterol reductase activity; FAD binding. The transcript has a single exon. Bases 1 to 1575 code for a protein of 524 amino acids.